Eurytemora carolleeae is the source of this 1956-nucleotide messenger RNA. RefSeq lists its product as uncharacterized. Gene Ontology annotation, molecular function: ligand-gated monoatomic ion channel activity. NCBI's taxonomy places the organism in Eukaryota, Metazoa, Arthropoda, Copepoda, Calanoida, Temoridae. The transcript has 25 exons. Gene Ontology annotation, cellular component: membrane. Bases 96 to 1943 code for a protein of 615 amino acids. The record is from RefSeq and is a predicted model, not a curated record.
UUGUAGCCUUGUUAACACAAAGAAAUAUAAUUUGAGAAAAUGGUCUACUUAUGUUUUGUGGGACACAAUGUUUAUGAGCAAGUAGAACAUUUCCCAUGUUUCAAUAUUUUUUAAGAAUACAUCUACUGCUAAUUUGCCUCAGUGGGUUCUCAGAUGCUUCAAUUAGCAAUCAGAAUUUGAAACCUCCUUCUGUUCCUAUGGACUUGAAGCUGGGAACAGAUCUUCUGAAGAAUUUUAUUCAUAAAGACUCAAGAUGUGUCUUCACCACAGCGGGUUCAUGGUCUAACGAGGAGUUGAAUUGGAUGAUGAAAAUUCCCGGAUUUUUCGGAUUUACGCACAUCAUAACAAAUGGUUGUCAGGUGAUUGUUUCCAAAGAUGUGACGAAUACUCCAAAAUGUCGACCAACAAGCACUGCAAAUAGUGAACUAUUCUGCAUCUUUCUACAGUUUGGAAAUUCUAAGGAGAUGCAAGGAUUCAUAGAAAGUAGUGUGGCAGGAAUCUUUGUAGAAAGAAGAGAUGACAUGCAGUUUUUCCACCUUCAGUUCCCAGGAUGCAACCAGUUGCUUUUAAAACAUGCAAUACUUUAUAAUGAUGCUACCACAUGGAAUGCAAGAGAGAAAGUUAGCAACUACUGUUCAAUCAAAGGAUUACCACGAGAGAAAUUUGUAUCACUUAAGAUGAAUGACAUGAAGGACGUGUUCCUCAGAAUCGGAAGAUAUCCAGUAUUUACAUUAUGGCCGGUUAGUUAUAUGGGAUACGAUAAACUAAGGGGAAAGAAACAGUUACUUCCUACAGGACCCUUCAUCACCCAACUAUACAUAAUGUCAGACUACUUCGGAUUUGAUUUCAACAUGACAGAGAUGUCCGAGAUAUGCUACAGUGCGUACACUACAAGCUUCUCCGGGGCCUGCAAAUCCAUUGAAGAUGGUGACACGGAAAUCUAUCUGUAUGGAAUUCCGAGUAGUUUGUAUGAUUAUGCAAAUAACAAGGACUACAAUAAGAUUGCUUAUUUGCCAAUUAGGCAACCUCAAACCAGAAUAGCCUGCCCCCUGCCUCGUGAAAGGGUGAGCUAUUUUACCAUCGUCAACACCUUCACUGCUACAGUUUGGAUUUUUAUCCUUUGCUCUAUUGCAUUUGUGAGUUUAACCCUAUGGAUGAUGAACCGAGCGUCUAAGAGUGUAUACCCAGAACAGGAUCAGUCUUUAGGAUAUAUUGGGAUGAUCAUGCUCGGACAUCUAUUCCAAGAAGAACUACCUAAACCAUGGAUGGAAGGAAGAAUUAGUACAAAGAUGCAUAUAACAGUUUGGUCCAUUGCUGUAUUUUUCCUGGUUGUUGCUUGGCAGUGUGAUCUUAGAGCUAAACUGGUCUUGAAGAUUUACGAAGAUCCCGUGAAUUCAAUGGAUGAUUUGACGAUGAGAUCUGAGAUGAACCUGACUUUAUCCCACCAUAGGAUCAGGAUGCUUGGAGGAUAUGAUACCGAUCUGAAGCUACUCCAGGAACAAAACAGAUACCUGGACUUUGAUGUGAACUGCGAGGAGUCGAACCUGAUUACAAUUAUUCAAAAUGGAAGCUGCUUAACAGGCUAUGACUAUGUAUUUGACAAUAAGAUGGAAAAACUCCAAAGGAUUCAAGGAAAGGUGACCUUCCAUGUUGCCUCUAAGCCCCUUAUCUCGUAUGGAAGUAUUGGUUGGUAUAUCAGCAGGCAUAUAUACUUCAGGGAGACAUUCACCAGAAUGGUCUCAAGACUGGAAGACACAGGAAUUUCAAAGAAGAUUUUAAGAUAUCACAUAGGAACUCCUCUAAAAGUAUCCGAAGAUGAACCCCUGGAUGCACUAAAACUUCAAAUAUUUUAUCUCCCUCUCAUAAUACUAGCUGCUGGAAUUUUCCUUGGCUCUGUCUCUCUAUAUCUGGAAAUAAUGUUUGGGAAAAAAAUAUCGAAAUAAAGAUUUGAACUUU